AUGAGUUAUCUACUUAAAGCGUUAAGAUUUGAUUCCUUAGAAUUCCACUCUAAAUCCCUGGCCUACCUCAGGAAUGUCUUUCGACAACUGUACAGUAACAUACGACGAAGACAUCGCAGCCAUCCCAACGUCAGCGCUGUACUUGGGAAUGCUAAACUCGACCUUGAUGUCUUUUUCUUCUCGGCAGUUUGCAAUUUCAGCUCUGGAGGUGUUUCCCCCCUCUUAGAUUGCUUUUCUGCAAUUAGGGUGACUAUAAGUGCCUUCAUUCAAGUGAUCCAGCCACAAGUUAUUUUUCAGUAUUUUCGGAGGACCGUAAGAUCCAUUGCCGAGAUGGGUUUUUAUUCUGGAUUUUGCAUUUUGACCUUCCUGAUGACAUUCAUAUUAGAGUCUGGUGCACAGGAAAAGAAUUAUACCGUACGAGAAGAACUACCUGAAAAUGUCCUGAUAGGUGAUUUAGUCAAAGAUCUAAAUCUGACUUUUUCACCAGACAAAAAGCUAACCACCCCACUACAGUUUAAGUUAGUAUAUAAGAGUGGCGAUUUGCCAAUAGUAAAAAUAGAGGAAACGACCGGUGAGAUUUAUACUACCGGUGUACGCAUAGAUCGGGAAGAGUUAUGCACUGGCAUUUAUAUUGAGACCCACUGUUUUUACGAAGUGGAGGUAGCUGUUUUGCCCGAUGAAAUCUUUAAAUUAGUCAAGAUACGUUUUAUAAUUGAAGAUGUCAAUGAUAAUGCACCACUUUUUCCUGCAACUGUCAUCAAUAUUUCUAUUCCUGAGAACACCGCUAUCAAUUCACGCUAUCCGAUACCUUCAGCUAUUGAUCCUGAUAUUGGAAUCAAUGGAAUUCAACAAUACGAACUAAUUAAGAGCUUGGUUCCUGGCUUCAACGUGGGCCCCAACACCACGAAAUACUUAGAGGGUCUAGAUAUAUUUGGGCUCGAUGUCAUCGAAACACCUGAGGGAGAAAAAUGGCCCCAAUUAAUAGUCCAAAAGAUGCUAGAUCGAGAAGAAAGAGAUACAUAUGUGAUGAAACUAAAAGUCGAAGAUGGCGGCUCACCUCCAAGGUCCAGUACAGCCAUUCUUCAAGUAUCUGUGAUUGACAUGAAUGACAACCGUCCAAUCUUUAAGGAGACAGAAAUUGAAGUCACUAUACCUGAAAAUGCCCCUGUUGGCUCUUCGGUAUAUCAACUACAUGCCACAGAUGCCGACGUGGGUGCAAAUGCACGGAUUCAAUACUUCUUUAGCAAUCUUAUGAGCAAUGUUGCUCGGAAACUUUUUAGCCUCAAUAAUACUACAGGACUUAUUACUAUCAAGGAGCCCCUGGAUAGGGAGCAAGCACCUCUACACAAGUUAAUGAUUGUAGCCACUGAUGGCGGGCCAAUGCCAGCUAGGGCCAUGGUGAUAGUAAAUGUCACAGAUGUAAACGACAACCUCCCGCUAAUUGACGUCAGAUAUAUUAUCGAUACCACCAAUGGGACGGUGGUUUUGUCAGAAAAUGCUGCACUCAAUACCAAAAUUGCCCUCGUUACACUGAUAGAUAAAGAUGCUGACCGUAAUGGAAGAGUGACAUGUUUCACAACAAAUGAUGUCCCUUUCAGAUUAAGGCCAGUUUUUGACAAUCAAUUCCUGAUGGAGACUUCCUCUUUCCUAGACUAUGAGACUUCAAAAGAAUAUGAGAUAAAAUUGUUGGCUUCUGAUGCUGGCAAACCUCCUUUGAAUUAUAGUACUUCAGUCGUGAUCAAAAUCAAAGAUGAAAAUGAUAAUGCACCUAUUUUCACCCAGCCAACCUUUGGGGUUUCUGUCCCAGAGAACAAUGCUCCUGGUGCUCAGCUGACAAAAAUUAGUGCAACAGAUAGAGACAGUGGGAAGAAUGGAGAAAUCACUUACCUGAUAGCUAGUGAGGGCCCCUCCCCUUUCAGCCUGGAUAAUCGUACAGGCAUUCUGACAGCAGUGGAACAACUUGAUAGAGAAACAAAAGACAAAUACACCUUCACAGUCACUGCAAGGGACAAUGGGGAGCCUCACUUGCAGAGCAAUGCUACAGUGACUGUGACAGUUCUUGAUCAGAAUGACAACAGCCCCACUUUCACCCAUAGCGAGUACAACUUCUACGUCCCAGAAAACCUGCCCAAGCAUGGCACAGUGGGACUCAUCACUAUAACCGAUCCUGACGCUGGAGAUAAUGGAGUCAUCACUCUCACCAUUCUAAAUAACAAUGGUAGUUUUAUCAUUGAUGCAGUAAAUGGAGUCAUCCGACCCAAUAUCUCUUUUGACAGAGAGAAACAAGAGUCUUAUACUUUCGUAGUCGUAGCCACAGAUGGCGGUAGAGUGCCACGCUCUUCAUCUGCCAAGGUGACCAUAAAUGUGGUUGACAUUAAUGACAACAAACCAGUUUUCAUUCUUCCUCCUUCAAACUACACUUUCGAGUUUAUUCCACUAGCUACUGAAAUUGGCACACUUCUGUAUGUAGUGAUGGCUAUCGAUGAGGACACCGGCAUGAAUGCCGAAAUUCGUUACCAAAUUGAAGAUGGAAACAAGAAGAAAUUAUUUGAAAUGGAAGGAUCAUCAGGGAACAUAACCCUGAAAUCAAAAUUCGUUCCUGCAGACACAGGUCUACACAAGCUGUUGAUCAAAGCUAGGGACUUAGGACAACCUGACUCAAUGAAUAGCAAGAUACUUGUAAAUCUAUUCGUAAAUGACUCUCUUCACAAUUCUUCUUUCGUUGACGAACUACUUCGCCGAGCUCUGGGAAAAUCAAGAAACCGGGAGGUAGAGAAGACUGAUGUCGUGAACACCAUAAACAGUGACUAUAUCAAGUACAUCAUUGCCAUCAUUUCUGGUUCAAUGACUGCUGUCUUGACCAUUGUUAUCGCUGCUAUUUUACGUUGCCGCCAUUUUCCAGGCUUCAAAGGGAGAAAGCAGAAUUCAGAAUGGGUUACUCCAAAUCCAGCUAACAGUGAGACAAUAACACUGACCACCACUGAUAUUGGUGGCGCUAACAGCGUCAUCGUUAACCUCGUCUCCCUUGCCGAACCUAGGACUGAUGAUGCCGAGAAUGAGGAGGAGGUCACUACCUCCAUAGAUGUUGCUGUGGACAUUGAAGAAGCAACCAUGGAGAGGUACAAUUGGGGUACCAAUUCUUCUACUUUUAAGCCUGAUGGUCCUGAUUUGGCCCAACACUACAAGGCUACAUCUCCUCAGCCAACCUUCCACAUUGAGCCUGAGACCCCUGUGCAUUCAAAGCACCAUGUGAUCCAGGAGCUGCCUCUGGACAAUACUUUCGUGAUGGGCUGUGACUCUCUUUCCAAAUGUUCCUCCAGCAGCUCAGAUCCAUACAGCAUUUCUGACUGUAGCUGCCAGGGAACCAUCAAGACUACUGCCACCAUUCAUCCCCGACAGGCUGCCAAUGAGCUUGGGAUGACUGAUAUUCCACUGAAUGAUCCAAAUGUGAUCGCUAUUCGGACUUACCCUCUGCAUUUAAUGCCAGCUGCGAGACCACGCACCCCACUGCGAGAACCCGCUGUCCAGGAGACAGUGGUGGACAUCUGGGGUCCUCCUGAGAGGAAACCAGAGCCGAAAAAGCCAGGAAAGGCUCAACGCCGUGUGACUUUCCACCUCCCCGAAAGCUCUCAGGAGAGCAGCAGUGACAAUGGACCUAUUGAUGUGGAAGCAGGUGCCGUUGGUGGUGCUAGGCCAUUUGGCUAUGGACGGAGAGAAUACUAUGACCAUGCUACCCACAGCAACCGCACUGAAGGAGAUGGCAACUCUGACCCGGAAACUGCUUGCAUUAAUGGACUCAGGAAAGCUGCCGAAGUAACCGUGCAGCCCACCCUCGAAGAAGCCUCUGACAACUGCACCCAAGAAUGCUUUAUUCUUGGCCAUUCUGACUCCUGCUGGAUGCCUGCUGCGCUGCCCCAGUAUCAGCAGCCGCGGUCUCCGGAGCCUCCUGCCGUGAUUCGCCACAGCCCUCCGGCUUCACAUCUGAUCACAACCACAGUGUUAUGUCAUAAUCCUCCCCAGCCCCAGGCUGCUGCCAUUUGCCCCAGUCCUCCUCAGGCACAGAGGCUAGAAUUGGGGCAUGGUGCAAGGCCUGAAGAAAGGGGCGCUACAGGGGGACUCUUUGCACAGGAUGACUCUCUUCAGGGCCGGAGAAGCGGUCCCAGAGGCCUGUUUUGCACAGCUGAGCACGAUAACUCAAUCAAAGUAAUUCCUAUGAUGACCUUCCCUCCUGGCCGGGCUCGACGGGAGUUUCCUAAAGUUGAAGAGAAUCCCAUGUAA
Messenger RNA from Gracilinanus agilis (Agile Gracile Mouse Opossum), 4278 nucleotides. RefSeq names its product protocadherin-11 X-linked-like. The record is from RefSeq and is a predicted model, not a curated record. Gene Ontology annotation, molecular function: calcium ion binding. Gene Ontology annotation, cellular component: plasma membrane. Gene Ontology annotation, biological process: homophilic cell-cell adhesion. NCBI's taxonomy places the organism in Eukaryota, Metazoa, Chordata, Mammalia, Didelphimorphia, Didelphidae.